This is a messenger RNA of Guillardia theta CCMP2712, 627 nucleotides long. RefSeq lists its product as hypothetical. Gene Ontology annotation, molecular function: protein N-terminal-serine acetyltransferase activity; histone H2A acetyltransferase activity; histone H4 acetyltransferase activity. Gene Ontology annotation, cellular component: nucleus. The coding region runs from base 1 to 627 and encodes 208 amino acids. The record is from RefSeq and is a predicted model, not a curated record. Lineage: Eukaryota; Cryptophyceae; Pyrenomonadales; Geminigeraceae. The transcript has 5 exons.
AUGAAGCGCGUCAUUUCGGGAGGAGGGCGUGAUAGCAAGCGAGCGAGAUUGAAGCAGAGCAUGCGAUCAAGAAAGUUGAUAGAGGACGCGUACAGGAGGAACUUACCUGAGGGCAUCGCGAGAACAGACAGCAAGCUUGAGCAGAAGCAUGUUGAACUAGAGCUGCAAGAUACGCUUGGAGACAUGCUACCUUGGGCGUACAUGCUGUUGGAGAGGAACAUGAAGAGUCUGUAUGAAGGCAGCUGGGGUUGGGACGAGGAGAAGAAGCGCGAGGAGCUUGUCUCUCGCAGAGCUAGGUUCGUGAUCGCCUAUCACGUCCAGGACAAAAGCAGGGAUCCAAUCGCCUUUGUCCAUUACCGUUACGUACAAGAAGCUCGCGAGCCGGUGGUGUACGUGUACGAGAUACAGAUCGACGCUCUCUUCCAGGGGCUCGGAAUUGGGCGAGCCUUGAUGACAACGGUGGAAAAUAUUUGCAAGGAGCGAGGGCUGGAUGCCAUUUGCCUGACAGUCUUCACUGAGAACGAGGGGGCGAUGAGAUUUUACAAACGACUUGGUUUUGAACAAGACUGCGACUCUCCCAAAGAUAGAACGUGGAAGAUCAUGUGCAAGAGAAUGAACUCAUCAUGA